AUGUGCUCGGCAUUAAAAAAUAAACUUCCAACAUUAUGUCAAACACUUUUUGAAGCUAAAGCUGCGAAACGUAUAACAUUUGCAGAUAUUGGUAAAAAGAUUGAUAAAGAUGAAGUUUGGGUUGCAGCCGUUUUUUAUGGACAGGCUAAACCGGAAGAAUCAGAUUUAAAGAAAUUAAGUGUUGUGUUAGACAUCAAAGAAAAUUAUUUGACUACUGAACUUGGAACCAAGACUUAUUUUCCUGAUCGUGGAGGACUAUUUCAAAUGCCACCGACCGAUCCUGUUAUUUAUCGAUUUUACGAAAUUUUGCAGGUUUAUGGAUAUCCGCUCAAAGCGAUUAUUAACGAGAAAUUUGGUGAUGGGAUUAUGUCUGCAAUUGACUUUACUGCCAAGGGUUUGCCAUUUCAACAAGUGGCACAUCGUAUUGCUACCCUGGAUGCUCAACCAAGUAUCAAUAACGGAAUCAUUGUGAUGGUUACUGGCGAGUUGCUGGAAACCAAUGCACAAAGAUUCUCGCAAGCUUUUCAGCUCAUUCCUGAAGGUAGUACUUAUUGGGUGCUUAAUGAUGUUUUCCGUUUGAAUUAUGGUUAA
This is a messenger RNA of Funneliformis caledonium, 591 nucleotides long. Lineage: Eukaryota; Fungi; Glomeromycota; Glomeromycetes; Glomerales; Glomeraceae. The record is from the annotation of a GenBank genome assembly.